AUGGAUCUGAGUACUAGAAUAAACAUUUCCGAAUUCUUUCAAAACUUAAAGCAACAAGUAAUUCGUGAAAACGGAUCCAAAGUUGCGGAGCUCUUGACUAUAAGGGCUACUUUCAUGCAUGCAUUAGCCAGCCACUGUGAAAAAAUUUCAAUUAAAAAGUUGGAAGUUGACGCAAAGAGAAUAUUAGAACAACCAUGGAAUGAGCUGAUCUCCACUCAGCACAUCACGCAAUUGAAACAACAAAAUCUCUGCAAAAACGUUGUGAAGUCUAUUAAAGCAUCGGCAGACUUACCUGUUUUUGAAAAAUUUCCCAAAGCGCACAAAGUGACUUUCCUUUAUUACCAGGGAUUGCUCCUAUUCUUAGAUGCAGAAUAUUCGCCGGCUGAAGAAAAAUUAGUGGCUGCAUUUAGAAUGUGUCCUAAGAGCAGCAAGAAAAACAAAGAGUUGAGUCUCUCUCGAUGCCUGUCGAGAUUACAGAUCGACUCGACAUAA
This is a messenger RNA of Acaulospora colombiana, 492 nucleotides long. The record is from the annotation of a GenBank genome assembly. NCBI's taxonomy places the organism in Eukaryota, Fungi, Glomeromycota, Glomeromycetes, Diversisporales, Acaulosporaceae.